Capsella rubella is the source of this 1794-nucleotide messenger RNA. RefSeq lists its product as uncharacterized. NCBI's taxonomy places the organism in Eukaryota, Viridiplantae, Streptophyta, Magnoliopsida, Brassicales, Brassicaceae. The coding region runs from base 1 to 1794 and encodes 597 amino acids. The transcript has 3 exons. The record is from RefSeq and is a predicted model, not a curated record.
AUGAAUCUAACACCAUCAAAGCUACCUAUUCACAACCAUCCUCUUUUUCCUUCGUCUCGAUAUGUUUAUCAUCAUUGUAACGGCUGCCAUGUAUAUAAAGAAAACAUAAAUGGUGGCUACUAUUGCAAUGAACCUGGAUGUUAUGCUAAGUUCCAUAAGGAGUGCGGCGAGGCUCCAUUGGAGAUAAACCAUAGUUCUCACCCCCAACAUCCUCUCCUGCUCACCAACGACUCGGGAGAGAGUGAGAGUCCAUGUCAUUUGUGUGGAAAAAAUCUAUUGCCUUCGUAUUAUAGUUGUUUAACAUGUCAAUACAAGGUGGAUUUGAUUUGUGGGAUGAAACCAUCACCACCUAUUGUUGAAUAUCCAAUGAGUCAUGAACAUCCACUUGUCUUCUUGAAGAAACAAGAAGAAAAUAUCCUUUGUGAACUUUGCAAGGAGUCUAUUGGUGGACCUUCUUAUUCAUGUCUUGGAUGCAAUGUCUACUUCCACGCGGAUUGUCUCAAUCUCUCUAAAGAGGUAAACCAUCCUUGUCAUUCUAGUCACCCUCUAAAACUCAUCGCAUCUGAUACACUUGCUGUUGAUGCUGAGAAGUCUUGUCUUAUAUGUCAAGAACCAAAAGUUGUGUUAUAUCAUUGUUCCUUAUGUAAUUUCACCAGCUGCAUAAGGUGUAUAAAAAACCCACCACCCCUUGUUAUUGAGCAUACCAAGACCCACAAGCAUCCACUUACUCUCGUUCUUAAGAGAAUUUCAUAUCUUUGUGAUGUUUGUGGUCAUCGUGGCAUUGGGUAUUCAAAAUGUGGAGUUUGUCACCGAUCUAUAAAUCAGUACAAGGGAGCUUAUUCUUGCUCUAUAUGCCCUAACUAUGCAGUUCAUUUCAUAUGCGCGUUUAUUGAAUGGGAUGGUAAGAACUAUGAAGGGACAACUAAUGAGAUCAUAGAAAAUAUUGCACCAUACAAGGUGGUGGGUGAUAACUUGAUAUCUCAUUUCAGCCAUGAAAAACAUCUUUUAAAGCUCCACAAGGAAAUCCUCAUUCAUAAUGACCACAUACGAUGUGAAGCAUGUUGCUAUUCACUUGGGUUUAGCUACUUCUACGUUUGUGAGGAGUGUUGGUUCUUUCUCCAUGAAAAGUGUGCUAAUCUUCCUAUGAAGAAAAAAAUGGUUUUCGACGUCGUACCAUACACGUUGAAAGCCGUUAGAAAAACUAGUUACUGCACUAUUUGUAGCAUGGUAUGUGAUGGUUUCAAGUACACAGCGCAAGGAAGGUUGGAUAUAGAUGUACGUUGCGGUUCUCUAUAUGAGCCGUUCGUCCAUAAGAGCCAUAUACAUCCCCUAUAUAUAAAACUAGUUACAGGCAAUUGUAUAGGAUGUGGUAACGUGAUAGAUAAUUAUGCAUUGAUAUGCAUAAUCUGUGAAAAUGGUUUGUGUUUGUCUUGUGCUAAUUUGCCAGAAUAUAUUUGGCAUAAGAACGAUGUGCACCCUCUCACUUUAUGUUUCGGCUGCGAAAUGACGAGUAGCAACUAUUGUUGUGACAUUUGUGAGGAAGAAUUAGAUCCAAGUAAAUGGUUCUAUUCAUGCUUUGAUUGCGGCGUCACAUUGCAUACUCAGUGUGUAAUAGGAAACUUCUCGGGGCUUCUGCUAGGACGACGCGCAAACGAACUUGAGGUGGUUCUUAACAAUCACAACACUCGACCAUUAUGCAGCCAGUGUCACUCUCGAUGCAACCCUCUCAUCAUCCUAAAGCUGUUACAUAAUCGAGUCCAACCCGCGAUCCAUUCUGCCAAAUUCGCAAAGUAA